GCACCCCGAACGUCUUUUACCCGGCCGACCAGUUCCUCCUAACCAUCCACAUCUCUCGGCUCCUGCACAGCCCUACCACAUGGGCGACCAACACACGUUCUCCAAAGCCGAACAUUGGGGCCAUGAUAUCAUGUGGCACCCUGACCAUUUCCAGCCAGUCCUUCUCGACAGUGACUGGGCAGUGGCCGUGAGGGACAUGAGUGGAGGUUGGGAAUAUGACGAUCGUUGGGACCGUGACACUUUCAAAUCUCGAGCCUACGAGGCGGUAUUGGAGAAAUUGGCUGAGGUCAAUCGACGACGCAAAGACGACCCUGCUCUGCGGACAUACGCGGACACGUUGUUCGAUUUAUUGCAGUCAAAUAAAUGGUUGGAAGUAUCCUCCAUGUUCUACAGCCUUCCGUUGAGCCCGUCAUUAAAUCAAGUGAGUUGGGAGUUGCCUGCGAUCACCCCGACGUCUGGAGUUGUGGUGCGCAAGUCUCGUGGAAAGGACGACGAAGGGGAUGGUCAGGGUGGCGGUCAACGCGGAACCGGGGGGGGGGCUGAACAGGGCUCGAUGAGCCAGGGGUCUGCGGGGCGCGAAGGCGGCGGAGAGGGGAAAAAAGGCAGCGGAGAGAAAAAAAAGCCUCGCAGCAGAGAGAAGACAAAGCAUCGCAGAGGAGACGGGCAGGGGUCCGACGUCGACGACGAUGAGGACGGUGCGACAUUGGCGGUAACUUGCAGCACCUCGAUGGACACGGGAAACGACUUUAGGCCUGGGUGGAUGCCGCGGGCUGGCGAGCAGGACUCUGUCAUAAGCUCCACCAGUGCGACACAUUUUAUCGAUAAGGUUGGCGUGUCAGUUGUUGUGAAGGAUGGCACCAGCCCAGCUCAGCUCCAGACUCAAUUGGCGGAUUGUCUCGGAUCAAUCCGAACCACGGUAACGACGUCGAUGUCCGGAACACAUCAGGAAGUUCGGAUUAAUCCGAACCUGGAGGCCCAUAUCGUCAAGAGAGCACAACGGUCCACGGAACCCGAAUGGACGGUCCGGGUUUCCGAACACCCUGCCGGCGAAAUUCGGAUUCUUCCGAAUCAGGAGGAUGUGUCUACAGUGCCAGUCGAUCGGUGUAAGGACGCCGUUAUGUUGUGCAUGGAAAUCCACAGGGAGCUGCAGGCAGACUGUCCGUCUUUCGUAGUCGGUGUUCGAGACAAUGCCAUGGGCUCCCUUGCGGGUGAGUUAGCACCCAAUUCCAGCGUCCACUCCCGCACACGGGGAGACGAAUGCUCGGUUACGGUGCGCGCUUCGUUGACGGUCUUGAGCGACUCUGCGGUGAAAGCGGACACGUCCGCGCCAUCGGACUCUGUCGGGGCACGGAUGAAAUCCGAUCCCGGGCGAUGCGUCGAGGGUUGUGGACAUGUCACUGCUUUCGACAAAGUGGACGGGUCCUCGCCACUGCACCCCGCCGAUGACCGGACUGAUCCCGAACCCGACAACGUGAGCAUGCCCCGUGACACUUCUGGAAAUGAGAUGCGGGCCGUCGACUUGGACCAACGACUCGAGCCGGGUUACGAGGACCCCUUGUACUCCGGCCUUUACGAUGUGGCUAUGGGAGAGGAUAUUGUGAAAACGGCCUCUGACGUUGUUGAAGAUAAAUUGUUCUACUCAAGUGACGACGACAAAAAUACAGCGCACGAGGACAACAAGUUAAGGGGGGAGGAAGUGUUGUUCCGCAUCCGUGGUACCUUGAGCACGGCACAAUACGACGCUGGGGCAAUGGAGAAAACACAACCUGUCAAUGUUGUGGACAUUGGCGCUCUUAGUCCGGAGAAGAGCGGAAUGAAUUUGUCCGUCGCGGACGUGGAGGAUUUGCGCCAUCGGGAGGAAUUUAUGCCGUCGCUGAUCGUCGAUGCCGACAUCUCCAACCUAUCAAGUUUUUCAAGUGGUUUGGAGCACAUCAUCACGACGUCGACGCGCAGAGGUUCGGCAAUCGUGCUGGGACUACCAUCGGUGGACUCCGCUGACGUGGAAGCUAAGCCUGGUAAGCACUGGAUUUCUCAGCUUGCUUCCCGCUCGUAAUCAUGACUUCGUGAAGUGUUGUUUGCUUUGUUGCUUCAGGGGAGUUGUAUUGACAGCCGCCAACUAAA
Messenger RNA from Chara braunii, 2121 nucleotides. The record is from the annotation of a GenBank genome assembly. NCBI's taxonomy places the organism in Eukaryota, Viridiplantae, Streptophyta, Charophyceae, Charales, Characeae.